This is a messenger RNA of Echinostoma caproni, 465 nucleotides long. The record is from the annotation of a GenBank genome assembly. Lineage: Eukaryota; Metazoa; Platyhelminthes; Trematoda; Plagiorchiida; Echinostomatidae.
AUGUUUUCCGUUAACCAGGGAUACCGUUGGGAACCGGUCACAAAAUCUUGUUACCCGCCGGACAUUUGUGCCGAGAACGCGCUCUAUGUGAAAAAGAACAAUUUGCCCGAAAGUGCAUUACUGUGCUCGCCUGAGGGCACCCUGAAAUGCAUAUCGGAUCCAAAACACGUGGCAUCCAUGCACGAAACGGAAGAGAUGUAUAUAUUGCGCACGCAAUUGAAUAUGCGCUAUAAAUGUAUCUGCCGAAAUGCAUUUAUGGGAGUUCGGUGUGACCGGUAUCGGGAUGCAUGUGUUGAGGUGAGUGGAAUGUAUUGGACAUUGGUAUUGAUGAGCAUACGAUCGGCAAAUUACCGAACUGCACAAGAAUACGCAGUGCAAGCGAAGAAUACUCGUUGUGGUGAAAGACAUCGUUUGAAUUUAACAGAUGGCACAUUGAUCCUCUCUUCAAAAAUAGCAGAUCAAUAA